UGGGCUGCAGAGCAGGAGACCUUGGAAGGGAUGGAAGAGGGUGUCAUGUAUGCUGACCUGCGCUUUCCCCCCACUCCAGCUCCUCAGCAGCGAAUGCGCCUGCCCUGGUCCCGGGCAGCCCUCAGCCUGGGUCUCCUCUCCCUGAUGCUCCUGCUGGCACAAAUCGUCCUUGUCAGCCUGAGUUUCCACUGUAAGUACCAGCCAUCUAGUGCCCAGAUCUCUGUGGAGGGGGUAAUGGCCCCCAACUCUCCCACUCCUCAGCAGCGAAUGCGCCUGCCCUGGUCCCGGGCAGCCCUCAGCCUGGGUCUCCUCUCCCUGAUGCUCCUGCUGGCACAAAUCGUCCUUGUCAGCCUGAGUUUCCACUAUUUAGUGCAACAACAAACAAGCUGCACACAUGGUGCUGGGAGUAUAGAGGAGAGCCCCAGCUAUGGGAAACACACACUGGAAGGCCCAUGUCAGUUUUGCCCAGUUGGCUGGCUCUGGGAAGCAGGACAGUGCUACUACUUCUCCUCUGCCAAAAAGAGCUGGGAGCAGAGCAGAGAGGACUGCUGCUCCAGAGGGGCACAGCUGGUCACCAUCCAAGCCAACACCACCCUGGCUUUCCUGGUGCGCACAGCUCACUUGGAUGCCUUUCACGUGGGGCUGAAGCAGGAUGGCAUCAGGUCUGACUGGAAGUGGCUGGAUGGCACCACACUGGAAGGGAUCUUCCCACUCCAGCGCUACACGAGGUCCUUCCAGGCCUGUGGCAGGGUGUCAGGCUUGGGACUUUUAGGUGGUGCAUGCACGGAAGCCCUCAGAUGGGUCUGCAAGCAGAGAGCAGCCACCCUGCAGUGGCUCCAGUCCUCACCUCCUGCCUUCCUCUGGGGAAACACCACCUACAGCUGUGUGAGGCCCUGAUGGCUGUGGUGACCCCCAGCCUGUGCCACCACCCUGUUCCCUGCCUGACCUCAGUGCAUUCCCAGGGCAUUCCCAGGCUCUGCUGCCUCCUGGCCCAGACCUCUUUACCUUCCAGAA
This is a messenger RNA of Ficedula albicollis (Collared flycatcher), 1014 nucleotides long. RefSeq names its product killer cell lectin-like receptor subfamily G member 1. The coding region runs from base 31 to 897 and encodes 288 amino acids. NCBI's taxonomy places the organism in Eukaryota, Metazoa, Chordata, Aves, Passeriformes, Muscicapidae. The record is from RefSeq and is a predicted model, not a curated record. The transcript is spliced from 8 exons.